AUGGAGCAUCGCGACGUACAUUCUGACCAGCCAAAACGGUGCAGACGCACUGCUCGAGGAAAGCGGUUGCGCAAUAGAGCUCCGAUCUCAGCACGUCUUGCUUUGGACGAUCAGCUCCGCGGGAACGUGGGCGUUUUGUCCGAUGACUUGGCGGCCGACCUCUUCCAGUCGUCGCCUUCCAUUGGAUUAGAUCAAGACGGGAACGAUACUCGCUAUAUCGCAAUCUCUCCGUAUGUUCCGGGCCACGGCUCUGUCGAGGACCUGACCUGGACCGUUAUUCCGGUUCGGCGGCAGUCAAAGGAUCGCGCCUAUAAUAUUUCCAUCCCGCACUCUACGGUUAUAUUUCCCGAUUUCACGGACUCUCUGCAGCCUUUCAUCCAGGCAUUGAGCAAGCUCGACCCGACCCGACCAAUUCAAGCGCAGCGCGCGGUGGAAAUCAAGAUCUUGGAUGUGGUACCGUUGCACCUGGAUACGAUCUACGUGACAGUCGAGCGCAAUUUGCUGCGGAAUCACGAUGAGAUCCAGAAUAAGUUCGGUGGCGGGUUCACCAAUAGCCUACAAGGACCUAACGGGCUUUGGGCGAAGACGGGGAAGGGCAUAGAGACGAAGAAAUACUCGAAGAAGGCUGCAGCGGAGGCCGAGAAGAGACUCACGGUUGCUGUGCGUGAAGCGCUGGGAGCGCAGAAGAUCGUGCACACCGGUGAUGUGCUGCAGCUGCCUCUGCCACCACACCCCAUUACCUAUGCCAAGCCACCUCCGGCACACAUCUCGUUUUGCGAACCUGUAUCCCAGGGCUUACUGAUGCCGACAACGAAGAUCGUUCUCAUCCAAGCCAGGCCGCACGGUAGCCGGACCCAACGAAGUUUGCGAUCAGGGUCUGGUCUGCUGAAGCAGGUUGCCGAAGAUGAAGCUGACGAUACCUCUAACGAGCAAUUUUACUCCGCGGCGGAGGAUAAACCGAUUGAAAGCAGCACCGAAAUGGAGACGGAGACUACAUCAACCCCGGAAGAAUCGGAAACGGAGGGCUCCGGAGGGAACAUGAGCGAUACGUCCGAUGAAUCUUUGGAGGACAUGAUCUCUCUCUCCGCCCCUGAACUUCCUCAGUCGGCUUCUGGCGUCAUGUCUGCGAUGACUGCUGCUACACCCCGUGCGGGUGGCCGACGGGCCGACGGCGUUCAUACUCCAGGAUCCGUGGCCUCAAAUUUCACAUCGGCCACCCUGCGCCCUGGCCGGGGUGGCGGCGGUAAAGUUUUCAAGGCCGAGAGCCUUCUGCGGAGCAUUGCAACCGAUCUCCUACAUCCAAAGCCGCGAGAAGACGAUGAUACCGAGUCCUUUGUUUUUGUGGACAUCAGUGUACUCGCCAAAAUCGGCUGUUUCUCUGGCGAUUGGGUGAAAAUAGAGGCAACAGAAGAGCCUCAAGCCAAUAUAUUUGCCUCUAUCAAGCUAGGGAGCUUUAACGAACAAGAAGAAGACUCUGGGGAAUGGCGCGCGGUUAGGAUUUAUGGACUGCCUGGGUUCCCAUCAGCAAAACCGCGGUACUCAAUCAACCAGUCCGGGGAUAGACGGCCCAGCAUAACCCAAAGACCCCCUGUGCGCUUGACGCCUUCCGUCUUUGUCCCGCCCCUUCUAUUGAACAAUUUGGAAAACCCCAAAUACCUUCGUAUAUCCUCUAUGAGUUUCGGCACCGGUAGCGGCACCUCCAAGCCAGGACUUCUGCAUCAAAUGAAGACAGGCUCCACUAGAUGUCCUCCUUUGGCAAAAGAAGUGACUCUGCAUAAGGUUUCCACGCCCCUUUCCAUGGAUCGCAUCCUUCAGCCAGCCCUUUUUGCCGGGCUCAAACAAUAUUUCGAGUCCAAACGACGGCUCCUGAAAAGCGGUGACCUCGUUGGGAUCAGCAUUGAUGAAGGACUGGGUAGAGCUGUCUUUACAGGAACUGCUGCAGGCGAUGGUGCUGUUCAGGAUGAGGAUCUCACUACUCGACUGGGUCAGGUGACAGAGACUGAUGGCGCCGGCAUGAAAAAGGUUGGGGUUGCCUGGUUCCGCGCCGGACAAGUCGUUCCUAGCUCUCCGGAUAACGAGGAUGAAGUAGGGGACAUACACUGGGGCGGUGUUGCUAUAAUUGACCCUGCGACGACAAGGAUGGUACAAGCUGGGAGUGACGUGAGCCGUGUGCCAGGUACUAUGAAUAACAGCUGGGAAUAUUGGCUUGGUACGAAAUCAGUGCCGAGAAGCGUGGGUGAUUCCAAAUCUCCGCAUGGUCUCAUUACCGAACUUCCGCAAUCGUUCGUGCCUCCAUUGCAGCAGCGCAUUAGGGAUCUGAUGUCAGUGGCUACAAGUCCCCGGGCGAUUCAGCUCGGUAUGAAGCCAGUUGUUAUUCUGCUGAGGUCGCAGCAGAGACAUAUUGGAAAGGCAACUGUCGCUACCCGGGCUUGUUCCGAUAUUGGUCUCCAUACUUUCCCGAUUGAUUCUUACGACAUCCUGACAGAAGGUGGUGCUAAUGGUGGCGAUGUGAAAACCGAAGCGUACCUCAAAGCAAGGGCAGAGCGUGCAUUCCACUGCGGUUCUAACUGCACGGCGCUUCUGAUUAAACAUAUUGAGGUGCUAACCGCGGACCGAAUUGUAUCGGCCAUGACCGAGAUCGUGUCUGAUGCUCGGGUCGUAAUCGCAACCACAACGGAUGCCGAGCAAAUUCCCGAGGGCAUUCGCAGUAUAUUUACACAUGAGUUUGAGAUGACUGCUCCGGAAGAAAAGGAGCGCGAGGGAAUUCUGCGUAAUGCCGUGUCUGAGCGAGCCAUCAAGUUGUCCCCUGAUGUCGAUUUGGGUACGGUAGCUUUGAAGACUGCCGCGCUAGUUGCUGGAGACUUGGUUGACGUUGUUGAGCGUGCCUCUGCUGUGAAGGCUGCUCGCCUGGAGAAACUCGCAGAGGCUGCAAGCAAGCAGCAUAAAGGACUCAACGUUAGCGUCAGGGAUGUGCUCGUCUCUGGUGGUGAUGCAGCACGAGGCGUCACCAAGGCCGACUUUGACUCAGCUGUCGAGGCUGCAAGAAAGAACUUUGCCGACUCUAUCGGCGCACCUAAGAUCCCCAAUGUCGGCUGGGAUGAUGUCGGUGGACUGACGAAUGUUAAGGACGCCCUUAUCGAAACCAUCCAGCUGCCCCUUGAGCGACCAGAGUUGUUUGCCAAGGGCAUGAAGAAACGCAGCGGUAUCUUGUUCUACGGCCCGCCGGGUACUGGCAAAACCUUGCUUGCCAAAGCCAUUGCGACCGAGUUCUCUCUGAACUUCUUCUCCGUCAAAGGCCCUGAGUUAUUGAAUAUGUACAUUGGUGAGUCCGAAGCCAACGUGCGGCGAGUCUUCCAGCGAGCCCGAGACGCCCGCCCGUGUGUUGUCUUCUUUGAUGAACUGGACUCGGUCGCCCCGAAACGAGGAAACCAAGGAGACAGUGGUGGUGUGAUGGAUCGUAUUGUCAGUCAGUUGCUGGCCGAACUGGACGGCAUGAACGGUGGCGAGGAAAACAGCGGUGGUGUGUUCGUCAUCGGUGCUACGAACCGACCCGACUUGCUAGAUACGGCGCUCCUCCGUCCCGGUCGGUUUGACAAGAUGCUCUACCUUGGAGUGUCUGACACCCACGAUAAACAAGCUACUAUCCUCGAGGCUCUCACGAGGAAAUUUACCCUUGACCCUGGCUUGUCGCUGGGCCGAGUCGCCGAGCGGUUGCCUCUUACGUACACGGGUGCUGAUCUUUAUGCCCUGUGCUCGGAUUCCAUGCUCAAAGCGAUCACACGCAAAUCAACGGCCGUGGAUGAGAAAAUCAAGCAGUUGCCAGGAGAGCCCGUUAGCACUGCGUACUUCUUUGACCACUUGGCUACGCCGGAGGAUGUGUCGGUGAUGGUUACGGAGGACGACUUUACGGAAGCGCAGAACGAGCUUGUUCCUAGUGUCAGUGCCAAGGAACUUGAACAUUUUGAACGCAUCCGACGCACGUUCGAAUCGGUUGAUAAGCAGAAGCAGGACUCUGCCGGCAAUUCCAACGGAUCACAAGCACCACAGACCAUCCAGGAUGCGCUGGAUGCCCUGAGUCUUGGGGAUCAAUUGGGCGACCACAUAGGCGGACCCGUUUUGAAUGGCGACCAUGCCUCCAUAGGCAAAGGCAAAGGCAAACAAGGCCUGACUGGAUCCAGGAACGCGAGUGGCCACUCGGUCAGCAGCAAGGGCAAAGGCAAAAACCCCGCCAAUGGAGGUGGAAAGUCGAAGAACAAAGCCAUCUCCGCCAGCAACGGGGACUCCGAUUCUUCCUUCGAUGGCCCCAACUCAAGAAAUGACCGGGGACUGUCGCGUGAGUACGAUGAUUUAGGGGAGGAUGACGACGGUGCUGAGGACGGCAUCGCCAAUGGAGACGAAGACUACAUUGUUCGAACUGAUCAUCUCGUUCGGUCGGACAGCUCGAAGUAG
Aspergillus melleus is the source of this 4449-nucleotide messenger RNA. It is a transcript of the gene pex6, whose product is annotated as AAA family ATPase peroxin 6. The coding region runs from base 1 to 4449 and encodes 1482 amino acids. The record is from RefSeq and is a predicted model, not a curated record. Lineage: Eukaryota; Fungi; Ascomycota; Eurotiomycetes; Eurotiales; Aspergillaceae. Gene Ontology annotation, cellular component: cytosol; peroxisomal membrane. Gene Ontology annotation, biological process: protein import into peroxisome matrix. The transcript is spliced from 3 exons. Gene Ontology annotation, molecular function: ATP binding; ATP hydrolysis activity.